AAGAUUAGCAAAAUAAAUUCUGACAACAAAGGAAAGUUAGAAGUGAACCACGUAGUUGGUUCAAAGUCAUUUGUGCGACUUUAUCACGACAUGCGAGAUUCCGUCAUUGGCCAAGAGCUCGGACCAGUAGACCUCUACAGAGGGACUCACUGUCGGCAGGUGAUGGGAUCUUGGGUACAUCCUACAGCCAACAAGAAUUGGGCGGCGAUGGACACCUUACGCAGUCAGCCCACUCCCGAUGGUACUCAGCGGAGUGAGCCAGAGAUCCUUAGUGAGGUGCUUGGCACCCGUUCUGGAUAUGUGCGUGGGCUUGGCCAUGGUUCCAAGCUCAUGGCACCCGCUAAAGCUGCCUCCAUCCGAUCCAUCGUCGUUGGUGACAGCACCGUACGCCGAGCUGAUAUCGCAGAUAGAGAGGUUUAGCAGCUACGGGUCGUCAUCCAUGACAUCAGAGAGCAGCUGGAGAGGCAGAGUGAGUAGCUGGAGAGGCAGAGGGAGAGCAGGUGAUGUAGAGGGAGGAGCAGGAGAGGAGGAUGGAGGAGCUAACGAGGUAGAGGGAGGAGCAGGAGAGGAGGAUGGAGGAGCUGACGAGGCAGAGGGAGGAACAGGAGAAGACGAGGAUAGAGGAGCAGGCGAGGUAGAGGGAGGAGCAGGAGAGGAGGAUGGAGGAGAUGCGGGUGGAGCAUGAGCGACGGAUGAUGAAGAUAUUUCAGGCUCUCGCUGCACGCUUACCCACCAAUGCCCCACCACCUCCGCCUUCAUCUUUGUGAUUUUUUGUAUUUUUAUUUAUGAUGUUAAACUUAUAUAUAUUUAUGCGUGAAUGAAUGUGAUGUGGAUAAGAUUAUUUGUAUUUGGAUAAAUGUAGUUUAUGUU
Magnolia sinica is the source of this 870-nucleotide messenger RNA. RefSeq lists its product as uncharacterized. NCBI's taxonomy places the organism in Eukaryota, Viridiplantae, Streptophyta, Magnoliopsida, Magnoliales, Magnoliaceae. The record is from RefSeq and is a predicted model, not a curated record. Bases 91 to 420 code for a protein of 109 amino acids. The transcript is spliced from 3 exons.